Molecule: messenger RNA, 719 nt
Organism: Rotaria sordida
Lineage: Eukaryota; Metazoa; Rotifera; Eurotatoria; Philodinida; Philodinidae
Source: the annotation of a GenBank genome assembly
AUGGGUUGUGGAGCAUCCUCGCCAAUGCCAGUAGAUAAUCUACCCAACGAACGUUCAUCAUUAUUACCAACAUCAUCUACUACAUUAAAUCAACAAUUAGAUUUAAAUCAAAAUCCAAAACGAGAUCGUCGUCGAAUCGUCGUACCUUUAAAUGAACUUGUUCAAAAUUUUCUUCUCGUAUGGUUGGAUGAAAAAAUCGAUGAAUCAGUAGACGAUUAUGGUUAUUCAAUCAAACAGCUACGACGCACCGUUAAUAAGAUUGAAACAUUCUGCGAAACUGAUGAAUGUAUCGAGUAUAUGCUACAAUUUCAAAACCAAAAAAUACUUCUUAUUAUUUCUGGUGCACUAUGUGAAACUGUUGUGCCACGCGUUCAUAAUAUGACACAACUCUAUUCAGUUUAUGUAUUCUGUCAAAAAAAAGAAAAAUAUGAAGAAUGGGCAAAACAGUGGUCCAAAGUAAAAGGUAUUUUCACUGAAAUUAUUCCAAUUUGUGAUGCAGUUCGACAAUCUGCUCGACAAUGUGACGAAGAUUCUGUCCCAAUCGGUUCUGAAAUCGAAUCCUCAUUCAUGUAUACACAACUUUUCAAAGAAAUUAUUCUCACAAUCGAUUUUGAUAAAAUGAAAGAAGUGAAAGAUUUAAUCGAAUAUGCUCGUAAACACCCGGACUAUGUUGAAAAUAAUGCACAGUUGAAACUUAUCAAUAAAUUCGGUGAAGAGUA